CUGCGCGGUGAUGAUUCUUGUUGUUCUGUCCUGAGAGCAGACCAUCAGGAGAGAGAGGCCCUUGCUCCCUUCACAGGGGUCAAAGUAAACAGAGCCAGUGACUGCUCUUGGCUUGAGCAGGGUUGAGAUGGCCGUCGCAUACUGCUGCCUCUCCCUGUUUCUCAUAUCCACUUGGGUGGCUCUGCUGCUGCAGCCCCUGCAGGGUGUCUGGGGAGCCCCCCUGGAGCCAAUGUACCCAGGGGACUAUGCGACACCUGAGCAGAUGGCACAAUAUGAAACUCAGCUCCGCAGAUACAUCAACACACUGACCAGGCCUAGGUAUGGGAAGAGAGCCGAGGAGAACACAGGUGGACUUCCUGGAGUGCAGCUCCCCCCCUGUACCAGCCCCCCGGUUGGCUUGAUUCCCUGCUCUGCGCCCUGGAGUUGAAGGCAGGGAGCCCUCCCAAGGGACUUGCAGCCUCCCCGUCUCCAGCCCAUGGCUGUAGGACAGUACAGGUCCAGCUCUUUUCCUCUGCAGUCGUACAACAACCUGCUCCCUUGCAAACUAAA
Mus pahari (shrew mouse) is the source of this 549-nucleotide messenger RNA. It is a transcript of the gene Ppy, whose product is annotated as pancreatic polypeptide. Gene Ontology annotation, molecular function: neuropeptide Y receptor binding; neuropeptide hormone activity. The transcript has 4 exons. Bases 128 to 427 code for a protein of 99 amino acids. Gene Ontology annotation, biological process: feeding behavior; neuropeptide signaling pathway. Gene Ontology annotation, cellular component: extracellular region. The record is from RefSeq and is a predicted model, not a curated record. NCBI's taxonomy places the organism in Eukaryota, Metazoa, Chordata, Mammalia, Rodentia, Muridae.